Messenger RNA from Balaenoptera musculus (blue whale), 2319 nucleotides. RefSeq names its product serine/arginine repetitive matrix protein 1-like. Lineage: Eukaryota; Metazoa; Chordata; Mammalia; Artiodactyla; Balaenopteridae. The record is from RefSeq and is a predicted model, not a curated record. Bases 45 to 626 code for a protein of 193 amino acids. The transcript has 3 exons.
GAGCGGCGGCGGCGGCGGCGGCGGCAGCGCUCGGCGCGGGGCAGAUGAGGAGCGCGGCGAAGGGGGCCGGACGGACAGGCCAUGCUGCCCCCUCCCCCGACCCCGCUCGGGCGGGCGGGCGGGGACGGCCGAGGGGAGGGCCCGCCGGGGGCCGACCUGCCGGCUCCUCCCCCCGCCGCCCUGCGAGCAUAAAUCCCAGCGCUCGCCGGUUCGACCGGGCGCCCGCGGAGGCGGCGGCGCCGGGACCCCGCUCCCGCCGGGCUCCCGGGUCCCCGAGGGCGAGAGAGACCCCGAAUCCCGAGGCGGGCCGGGACCUGGGCGCGGCCGCACCCCCCAUCCACCCCGGCACGGGGGCCGGGCCGCGGGAACGCCCUCUCGGAAUGAAGCGCUUCCCGGUGCCUUCAAGCCGUGGACUCUAUAGUCUGUUGAGAAACCCCCUGCCCCGAGCCCGGGUUCUUGGUUUGCCGCUGCCCGCAACCCCCUCCAGUGUGAGGAGUCGCCACCGUUUCCCUCACUCCCCGGCUCCCUCGUGUCAGCCCUACUCGGACUUCCGUCUGGAUUCGGGAAAGCAGGUUCCAGAGGCUCACCGCCCAACUCCCCACCGAGGCUGGGGGAAAGAGUUCUAAGCCCCACUCCAUCGGAUUGGAAGAACCUAGGCUGCCUACCCACUGCGUCUGGAGUUACUUCUCUCCGUCCGUCUCAAUUUAGAGUACUCCCAUGGAGGCAAACGCCUUCCCGUCUUCCUUCUCCCCACACCCCCAUCUUCUGGGUCUCUGAGAUCCUCCAGUGCUUUCACCCCAGGCUCCUGGGGGCCAUCUCAUCCACCCCUUAAACUCCCUCCUCUAGCCUGGGAACCCCGAGGAAGUCCAUCCUGGAUCACCUCCGGACCCAGGCCACUCUCCCUAUCCACCACCUCUCCAAAUCCAUAUCCUCUCCUCAAUUCCUUGGCUGAAACCAGCCAAGAAAGGGUCAAAGUCAGAGGCUAAGGCAGCCACUCCUCCCCAAAUCCCCAACACUGCUGGGGGUCUCAGUGCCACACAAACCCCUCCCUCCCAACUCACCUCCCACUCCUUCCCCCCCACUCUUCUAUCGCUCUGUGUAACCCAGUGACAAUCCCUGAUGACAAGCCCCUUGCUCACCUUGACCUCCAUCUUCAAGUUAGCCACCUUUUAUUAACGUGUGCAGGAGCUCCGGGCAACGUAACCCUGACCUCUGGAAGGAUGCCCAUCCCCCUCCUCUCAGUAUAUUUUCCCUGCCCCCACCCCACCCCAGCCACCUCUAGUAGAAGAACAGGAGAAACUCAGGUUAAUGGUUUCCUCAGGGACCUUCUGGGAACACUCAGCAGGUAUAUCCUGCCACUCUGUGUGCAUAACACUAGAAACAAACUUGCUUUUUCCUGUUUUUAUCAUCUGACUGGUCUCACAAUUUCUCAGAAUCCCCUGGACUGGGGGUGGGGGGCACCCCACACAGGGUAUUUCUCACCAUCUUAAUACAAACUGGGACAUCAGGUGUGUCCUGGGAGAGACAUGGAUAAGGGUCAGCAAAGAGCACCUCCGGUGUUAGGGAACUGAUCAUUCCUGGGUCUAAAUUUCAGGCUUCCUGCGUGUAAAAUGGGGCCAGUGGGGAGGUGCGGGGAGGAGGGAGCCCCAAAGCGCCCAUGAGCAUCGAUUUUGGUGCUGGUGCUCUUGGGAGGGUAGGAAACGGGUAAGGGUCAUUGGUGCAGAGCCAGCCAAGCCCGGUGAGUUAGGAACCAUUUAUUAGCAUCCUCAUGCAGGACCUCAGAGGAGGAAGUUUCUACUUGUUGUCACUACCUGUCACGUGUGGGGUGAAUUUACAGAAGUCCCCUCCCACUGCAGGUUCUCACUGCAGGUUCUCAUCCCAGUCUCAUUGCUUCCUUCCACUUUGUUCACAGUAGGGGUGAGGAGUCCUUCUAGAGGUAACCCUCACAGGACAAUGCAGCUGUAAAUGGAUGAUCCUCACAGUAAAUUGAAGAUCUCAGUGGUAUUAAGAAAAAACGAUCUUUAGAGCAACUGGCCCAAACCCCAGAAUUAGGAGAUUAGAGGAUUCGGUUCCAGCUCUUUCUCUCUUGUAUGACACACCCUGGAAAUCACUGAGAGAAUUAAAGCAUAAAUUGCUUUAUACUUUAAAAAAUCGUUUCGAGAAAUACAGUGGGCAAAUGACAUUCCGCCCAAGCACCAAGAUGCAACUUGGCACAUUCAUUCAUUCCACAAAUACUUAUUGAACACUUUCUACCUACCAGACACUGUCUUAGGUGCUAUAUUCCUACCACCUACCUUGGAGAAACUUGCUUACUAGAGA